Molecule: messenger RNA, 1356 nt
Organism: Penicilliopsis zonata CBS 506.65
Lineage: Eukaryota; Fungi; Ascomycota; Eurotiomycetes; Eurotiales; Aspergillaceae
Exons: 4
Coding region: 1-1356 (451 amino acids)
Biological process (GO): attachment of spindle microtubules to kinetochore
Cellular component (GO): DASH complex; mitotic spindle; mitotic spindle pole body
Source: RefSeq, a predicted model, not a curated record
AUGUCGCGUCAUCCACAACCCCAACGCCCUUUGUCUUUGACGGAGGAGCUAGAAAAGCUCGAGCAGUCGAUUACUCUAACACUACAAGAAAUCGAUCAUAAUUUCAGCGAAGCCCAUCGGAUUGUGACGACAAGCAUUCUGCCUGUUGUGGAACAGUACGCCGAGAAUUCGAGAGACGUCUGGGAAGGAGCAAAGUUUUGGAAGCAGUUCUUUGAAGCCAGUGCCAAUGUUUCCUUGUCCGGCUACGAGGACCGACCCAACGAAGACACCACCUUGCAAGAACAGUCUGUGACGGAGGACGAGUCUUCGGCCAACAUCACGCAAGAGACGAUCACUGAUUCUGCAUCCUACGAAACGCCCUCCCGGGAACACCCCAACGUCAAUCAUCACCAUGAAGAUCUGGAUCUCAGUGCUCUGACACUGUCUUCGCACAGCACACCCCGGGCGGAGGGGUCUCGCGAAAGAGGACAACAGCCGUCGCGGAUCAACGAUGAGGGCGACACGACUGCUGCGUCCAUAGCAUAUACGUCGCCGUACGAGAACCUGCGCCAGGAGAUUUCGCAGGGUCAAUCGCCUUUCGAGAUAGACUCGUCUACCCUCCCCUCCACACCUGGGAAGCCUUCCCGCCCGUACCAAGGCUACGAGGAAGACAUAUCCGGUACCCUCAUGUCCUCGCCCUUUGUCCCACCCGUGUCGCACGACUUCCCGCCCUCUACCGGCAAGAAGGCGAACUACUCGUCGAAGCCCAGCGACCCGGUUCUGCACCACAUGCUUGACAAGACCUACCGUGUGCAAGCGACUCCGUUGGGCAAAGGCUACCACCAGCAGCAUCACAACUAUGGCGCGGGGGCAGGGCCGUCAUCACGCAGCAAAUUCACAGUGACGCCGAAAACUAAAACCUCCAAGUACUACGACUCUCCGAUGUCGAGCCCCGAGCCAGAAGCGCCACAGCUACAUACAGAGCUCUUUUCGCCGCUCAAGACCCGCACCCCGAAACGCCGCCCAAGUAGCCACGCAGGCAUCACCCCACAGCCGGGCAUCAGCGUCCUCACGCCAGCCAAGUACAGCGCAGGGACGGGGAUGAGCAAGCGGCAGGGCUGGGAUAGUGACGACGAUGACGACGACGAGCUGAAUUUUGACUACCACGACGACGACCUGGGUCCCAGCCCUCCCAAGACGAUGCAGUUUCAUAUUCCCCAGAGCCGCCUUAUGAAAACGCCAGCGAAAGAAGCCUCGAAACGGAUCGUGGAAGACCUCCUCGCUACGGCCGGCGCAGACACGACAGACGACCUAUACGAUGAACAGAGCCCGAGUGUGAUUCGGCGGGUGGAGCGGUUGGAGGAUGAGACGUUUUAA